UUGGUUCUGAUUCAACGUUUCGUUUCAUUUUUUACGCCACCAUUUCCACGAAAACAACACCGGAUGCCAAAAUUAAACUUGCUCCGCGACAAGAUCUAAACCUCGAGCUCAAAGUUGCAACUUCUGCUUGACUGUAUCUUCUCUUUUAGGAACAUACAGACAGACAUUAUGAGUAGCCUAGGGUUUUGUUCAAUUUCCUUUAGCAAAACUACCAAAAUAAAAGGAAUAAAAAAGGCAAAUGGAAGCAACAAAAUUACGUUUUUUUAAAAACUAGCCUAUUUUUAGCUUUGGAAAUAUCCGCGAGCCUGCUUGCCUGGAAAAGAAUUAAAAAAGAAGAAGCAGAAAUGUCAAAAAACAAAACAAACGAAAAGCUGAAAAGCGUUUAAACAUCAAACAAAGGCCAGAAGAGGCCAGACCGUUGGUCACUGUGGUCAGUUCACGACAUGUGAUUGUGAACUCAGCUGAAGAGGCGCGUGGUUUUUUCACAAGAGGCCCAAGUUAAGAAGCCGAAGUGGAUUGUUUCUUUUUUUCCUGCACCAAGGAUCAGCUAUUGAAAACAAAAUUGCAGAGAUGGGUUUUCCCAGGCCUGAAUGCUUUGUCUGUAAGGAUGAGCUAAUACGUGGACAGAGCUUCGUCUUUUUAAAGGAUCCAAAGUACAUACUCUGUAUGGUCUGCUAUGACAGACAAUAUAUUGGUGGCCAUGAAACUUUUUCUGUGUAUUUCCCUCAGCAGGAAAAUGUAUCAUCUGGAAGCGAUGUAGUUCAUACUGGCGUCCAGUGUGAUGCUUGUCUUGUGAAUCCCAUCCGUGGCAUACGCUACAAGUGCAGGAUGUGCCCUGACUUUGACCUUUGUGCAAACUGUAAAGGACAAGGAUGUCACUCUGAGCAUAACAUGACUGAGAUUGCCGUGCCAAAAACCAAAAAGGAAAAUGUAUCAUCUGGAAGUGAUGUAAUUCAUACUGGCAUCCAGUGUGAUGCUUGUCAUGUGAAUCCCAUCCGUGGCAUACGCUACAAAUGCAGGGAGUGCCCUGACUUUGACCUUUGUGCAAACUGUAAAGGACAAGGAUGUCACUCCGAGCAUAACAUGACUGAGAUUGCCGUGCCAAAAACCAAUGUGGAACGACGAAUUGAUCGUUAUGACGAUUCAGUGAUGGUCCGUCUAUUACAGAAGCCGUGUGUGGCAAAUCGAUCAUCUGGCCGUGCUUACUUCCAUCAUGGCAUCAAAUGUGAUGCUUGUAACAAGAAUCCCAUCUGUGGCGUCCGCUACAGGUGCAAGGUCUGCUUUAAUUUUGACCUUUGUUCUUUCUGCAAGAUUAAUGGUCGUCACUCGGAUCAUACUAUGGAGGAAUAUGGCCCAUGUAGAGAGAACAAGACUGAUCCCCGUUUCAUGUUGACUUUGAGAAAUUGGAUACAACAUUUACAGGAGCGAGAGCGAUAUUCUUUGGGAAAUCAUGAUGGGGAAAGUGAACCGUCUGAACAUGACCAUAUCCAUUUCAGCAUUCGAUGUGAUGCUUGUGGCGUGUGCCCCAUCCGUGGCAUCCGCUACGAUUGCAGGACUUGCCUUAACAUUGAAAUUUGUGCAGACUGCAAGGCUCUGGGACGUCACUCUUUUCAUUCCUUGCGAGAGAUUGUCACAACUAGUGCCCAGAGGGAACGAAUAAUGCACGGAGUUGGGGACGCUAUGAUGGGAGCGUCAUUGGUAAAUGAAGUGUCUAGCGAUGGAAAAAUCCAUACUGGCAUCAUAUGUGAUGUUUGUGGAAUGAAUCCCAUCCGUGGCAUCCGCUACAAGUGCCUAGACUGCCCAAACUACGACCUUUGCGUGUCCUGCAGGGUAGCGAAGCAUCACUCUCAUCAUCACACGGCGGAGAUUGUCACUCCUAGGUCCCCUGAGCAAAGGAUGCUGGAUCGCAGGAGGGAUCAGGCCAUGAAGCUGAUACUAAAUGCCCGAGGUUCGUCCUCACGGCGAGUCACCACCUCAAACUCGACAGAGGCAGCAACAGGGGCCACUUCACAGUCAACUGGCCCCGAUCACCACCGAGGAGCCAACUCGCCAAAGGUUUCAGACCCAAUGAAAUCUCAUUUUGACGAAGUAGACCCAGAAGAUGUUAAAGAGCGCAUGACAUGUCCGGUUUGUUUGGAUAAAGAGAAAACUGUGGCUUUCAAAUGUGGCCACUGCACUUGUUGGAAUUGCAGUGAGCAACUUAAAAAAUGCCCAAUAUGCAAAAAAAAAAUCACAACGCGUAUUCGUUUGUUCAACUAAAGUAAUGCCAAUUUUUUAGUUUUUCUUCCUUCUUUUAUCUUUUCUGCAUUGAGGAUGUGAUGUUGCCAUGUCUUUCCGAAUGCAUCAAAAGUACAAUUUUUAAUUUUAAUUCUUAAAAAAAAUCUUUGACAGCACCUCUACUGUCUACUUGUUGAAGUACUUUCAAAUCUUCUGUGUAUUGUGUAGUUAUUGACUAACAAAUAUCUUACAUGACAAUGACUUAUAUUUAUUAGGUUCUCCCAGUGUUUUUUACACUUGUUGUCAAAGGGAUGCUUUGCAUGCUUUAUAUUUCCUUGUUAACAUUUCUCAUAUUGACUCAUACGGCUUCUACCAACUUUGGAAUAGAGUGCCAUUCCUUGAAGGCGUAUCGUUUUAGCUAUGAGAUUGUGUGAUCUGUAUAAAGACUAUGUGAAUGUGAGUGCAGGCUCCACAACUGAUAAAAGAAAACGAAAUUUGUUCUUACACACAUCAGGUGAGACAGUAACAGCUUAUGUAUUGAAUUAAAACACUUGUUCAGUUUCAGUACUUUCAAGUUAUUCAUAUCGUUAUGGCUUGUUCUAUACAGGUCUUGUCAAUGGAUGAAGCUAUCUCUUCAUUCUCUUUUUAUUGAUAUUGAUAUAUAGUUUACCUCUUACUUACAAUGAAUAGCGAACAACCGUUGAUUGAAGAUUGUGACCUGUGACACUUUGGUCCCAUGGAAUUUUCUUUAGCAUCUGGAAUGCAUGUGUAUACUGUUUGCAGUCAAGGAGUUCAUUAAAGAAGUCUACCCAGAUUUGCAUAUAUGUAUACUUGGUUUUUCAUUCAAACAACAUUGAGGAGAUUGUUACACAACAUUGAGGAGAUUGUUAUUUAUCUUUUAUGGCAGACCUGCAUAGUACACUGAAACUGUUCAUGUACUCUCCAGAGGAGGAUUGCAUUAAGUCAUAGUAAUGCAUGCUGACAAAUUCAAAUUAGUUUUGGAAGAAUGGAUUUCAGAUGCUACUCACAUUUUCAGUAUUUAUUUUGAUUGAAUACGUUUUGUUGACGUUGUAGCCACAAAAAUUUGUAUUGAGAUACUGGUCAAUAUUUUGCUCAAUAUCUGUAUGUAUCACUGAUGUUGUAAUAAAAUGUUUAAUAAAUGUCGUACAUAAAUAAUGUGUAUAAUUGUACUCUGCA
Aplysia californica (California sea hare) is the source of this 3414-nucleotide messenger RNA. Its product is annotated as E3 ubiquitin-protein ligase mind-bomb. The record is from RefSeq and is a predicted model, not a curated record. The transcript is spliced from 11 exons. Gene Ontology annotation, biological process: endosome organization; aggrephagy; mitophagy. Gene Ontology annotation, cellular component: amphisome; aggresome. Lineage: Eukaryota; Metazoa; Mollusca; Gastropoda; Aplysiida; Aplysiidae. Bases 571 to 2259 code for a protein of 562 amino acids. Gene Ontology annotation, molecular function: K63-linked polyubiquitin modification-dependent protein binding; protein kinase C binding; zinc ion binding.